Molecule: messenger RNA, 2109 nt
Organism: Gavialis gangeticus (Gharial)
Lineage: Eukaryota; Metazoa; Chordata; Crocodylia; Gavialidae
Gene: STK40
Product: serine/threonine kinase 40
Exons: 11
Coding region: 122-1429 (435 amino acids)
Biological process (GO): protein phosphorylation
Molecular function (GO): ATP binding; protein kinase activity
Source: RefSeq, a predicted model, not a curated record
AGUCCACGACCUUCUGACCAGCCAGCUUUCUCUAGGGUGAUGCCUCCUGUCUCCUGAAACAUUGGAAAACCUAGUUUGGAAGAAGAGUAAAAAUACAGUUGAUGCUGAACAACAGCUGAGGAUGAAGCGGCGAGCAUCAGACAGAGGAGCUGGGGAAACAUCUGCUAAGGCAAAAGCUCUUUGUGCCGGGAUUUCUGGAAAUAAUGCCAAGAGAGCAGGCCCUUUCAUCCUAGGUCCACGUUUAGGUAACUCCCCAGUGCCAAGUAUUGUUCAGUGUUUGGCAAGAAAAGAUGGGACAGAUGACUUCUAUCAACUGAAGAUCCUCACGUUGGAGGAGAGGGGUGACAAAGGAAUUGAAACCCAGGAGGAACGACAGGGCAAGAUGCUGCUGCACACGGAGUACUCUCUCCUUUCCCUUCUCCACAAUCAGGAAGGAGUGGUUCAUCACCACGGGCUCUUUCAGGACCGCGCAUGCGAAAUCAUAGAAGACCUGGAAGCCAACAGGAUGGUUAGGAAAAUGAAGAAGCGGAUUUGUCUCGUUUUAGACUGUCUCUGUGCUCACGAUUUCAGUGACAAAACCGCAGAUCUGAUCAACCUGCAACAUUACGUCAUUAAAGAGAAGAGGCUGAGCGAGCGGGAGACGGUGGUGAUAUUCUAUGAUGUAGUACGCGUGGUGGAAGCAUUACACAAGAAAAAUAUUGUGCACAGAGACUUGAAACUAGGGAACAUGGUGCUAAACAAAAGGACUCACCGGAUAACCAUAACUAACUUCUGUCUUGGAAAGCACCUCGUGAGUGAAGACGACCUGCUGAAAGAUCAGCGAGGGAGCCCAGCUUACAUCAGCCCAGACGUGCUCAGUGGUCGGCCAUACCGCGGGAAACCCAGUGACAUGUGGGCCUUGGGUGUGGUGCUGUUCACCAUGCUGUAUGGCCAGUUCCCCUUCUAUGACAGCAUACCUCAAGAGCUCUUCCGCAAGAUCAAGGCCGCCGAGUACACCAUCCCUGAAGAUGGGCGGGUUUCCGAAAACACGGUGUGCUUGAUCCGGAAGCUGCUGGUCCUAGACCCACAGCAGCGCCUGACUGCCUCUGAGGUGCUGGAAUCGCUCAGCUCCAUCAUUGCGUCCUGGCAGUCCAUGUCCUCACUCAGUGGCCCUCUGCAAGUGGUGCCUGACAUUGAUGACCAGGUGGCCAACCCAGAGAACCCCCAGGAGGUGAAGGUGACAGAGGAGUGCUCGCAGUAUGAGUUUGAAAACUACAUGAGGCAGCAGCUGCUCCUGGCGGAGGAGAAGAACACGCUGCAUGAGGGCAAGAGCUUCUUGCAGAAGCGGCAGUUUGGGAACAUCCCACCCGUGCGGCGCCUGGGGCAUGACGCCCAGCCCAUGAACCCUCUGGACGCAGCCAUCCUGGCUCAGAGAUACCUGCGGAAGUAGCAGCCCCGUGCCCACAGCACAACGCACCAUCCUGCAGUCUGCCUCUCGCCUCACCUGCCACAGCUCGACAGCAAUAGCCGUGUCCCCUGGGAGAGAGCAAUGUAGCAGUUCCUCCAAGCUCUACGAAGGGACACACACUCGCUCUGUCAGAGGGAGAAGACUCUGAACAAGCUGGUUUUGGAAGCAGCAGACUCUCAGUGUCUUCUGGAACCCUUGUUUUUAAAUCCAAGCCUCGAUGACUAAUUGCUUUUGAUCAUGACUUUUUAAUCUACCUCUCUUGUCUUUGUAACCACGCUGUCCUCCGGAUCGAGCAGCAGCUCUGGGGAAAGGAGAUGAUGAUCGAGGGUGAAGGCGGCUUGCUGGCGCACGCGCUGUGGUGGGCUGCGUAGCGUAACCUGGAGAGUGGCUGAUUGCAUUUGCUCCAUAUGGUUUGAAUAAGCUUAAUUUUUAUCUGGGUUUCAUGGAAGUAGUAACUUCUUGAAGCCUCCCACUCCCCCUCCUCUGCAUCCAACCUUUGUUCUGUUUUUAACAUCCCACUGGUCUGAACACUCUUGGUCUGCAGGGUCCUGGUCACAGUGCCACAGGGUCUGAAACAAGCUGCAUGAAAAUAUUUAACAGCCAUGUUUCCUUGGUCAGCUAAGGAUGAAGCUUGUUUUCUUGUCAGAGGAACCUAGUGAGAC